AUGAAAAAAAGAGGAAUUCCGACGGAAGUUGGUAUGUUUUUAAAACCAAAAAUAUAUGAAACCGAAAUAAAAAAUUUUUCCAACUCAUCCCUAAACCCAAAUGGCGCAGAACAAGUCUGCGCCUAAUAAAAAAAGUGAAGGAUAGUUUCCGAAUAAGAUUAUACACUGAAAAAAAGUUUCUUGCUUGCAAAGUUUCAUGAUCCUAUAAAAUACACAAAUUUCGAAAAAAAGCGAACUUACUUUUUUUCCGAAGAACUAUUAAAAAUGAACUAUGUUCUUUUUUAGGCAGUGAAACAAAAUGGAGAAGUCAAUUUGUUGGGUUUGGCCAUCAAUACCGUCUACAACAUAGAAACUGGCCUCGCUACCCCGUAUACUCAAGCUAAAGUUUGGAAAAAGAGCCAAUCUCUCAAGAUUGGUUUUAACUUUCAGAGCAAAAUCUCUGCGCUUCUGAGGAGAUCUGACAGAAUUGACGUUGACGAUUUGACCGCCCAAGCGGCUCUCCAUCACAAGUCGCCGAAAGAGACCCACUACCUCUACCUGGCCGGUGCAGCCAUAAUGGUUCAUUUCAACUGA
Messenger RNA from Caenorhabditis auriculariae, 573 nucleotides. The record is from the annotation of a GenBank genome assembly. NCBI's taxonomy places the organism in Eukaryota, Metazoa, Nematoda, Chromadorea, Rhabditida, Rhabditidae.